AUGUCGAGCGCCCCCAAGAAUUACCAAGCCAUCGCGGCCGAGAAGCAGUUGGAACGGCAGUCCAAGAUCCCCAAAGAAUGGCUGGUACCCUCUGAUCAAUACCAUGGGCUCACAAAUCUCAUGCACGUGCCGCAGACGUGUGGCAUCUUGACAGACACCGAAUGCGAUAUCACCUCGAACUUUGACGCGACCGCGCUUCUGGAGAAGCUCAAGGAUGGAGUAUGGUCAGCAGAGGAGGUCACGGUGGCUUUCUGUAAAAGGGCAGCCGUUGCACAGCAACUGACCAACUGUUUGACGGAGAUUUUCUUCGACCAGGCCAUCGAGAGAGCCCGUACACUUGAUCGUGAACGGAAACAAAACCCUGAAAAGCCGCUGCGUCCGUUUCACGGCCUCCCAAUCUCGCUGAAAGAUAGCUUCCAGGUCUCUGGAUAUGACACAUCGACAGGAUUGGCAUGUUUUGUGAACGAACCAGCAGACGAAGACAGUGGGACUGCCGCCAUGCUGCUUGAGUUGGGCGCAGUGCUGUACUGCAAGACAAAUCUUCCACAGACGAUCAUGACCGGCGACAGCCAUAACAAUGUCUUUGGCAGGACCUUGAACCCUCGCAAUACGGCAUUGACGGCAGGCGGAAGCACUGGCGGCGAAGGUGCUCUCCUUGCCCUUCGAGGCAGCGUGCUCGGAGUCGGUACGGAUAUUGGCGGGAGUAUCCGUAUCCCCUCCCUCUGCAAUGGCAUAUAUGGAUUCAGACCCAGUGUCGGAUUGGUUCCCCAUGGUGGCGUAAGGGAUCUCACAACUCCUGGUACAGAUGGGGUGCGCUCGUCGGCCGGACCGAUGGCCACGUCGCUUCGGGAUGUAGCUCUUUUCCUCAAAACAACAAUGUCAGCACAAACCUGGCGGUAUGACAGCACGGUGAUAUCGAUACCGUGGGUGAAUCUCGAGCCCAAGAAGAAGCUUCGGAUAGGCGUCGUCGCCGACGAUGGUAUGUACACUCCUUCGCCACCGGUUCGGCGUGGCCUCCAGAAAGCAGCGGACCUUCUGCGACAACACGAGGAUAUUGAACUCGUACCGCUUUCCUUGCCCAAUGUCAAAGACCACUAUUUCGACCUGAUUCGGUAUUGGACGUUGCUGGGAAGCGAAAAUUACCUCGAGCUAUUCGCCCGAACUGGGGAGCCUGAAGUUCCUUCCGUCAAAGCAAUUAGGAUCAAUACCUUCCCAGGCACCGAUCUGCGGGGAUUCUUUGCCCUCAACGUGCGUCGUCAAGCAGCAGCACGCGAAUACCUCAGGCUCUUCCUCGACAAUAGACUCGACGCGAUCCUGAUGCCGCCGGCGCAGCACACAGCCGUGCCCUUGGAUCAGUGGACGACGGCGACUUACACUGGCUUGUGGAACUAUCUCGAUUACCCGGCCGUCGUCAUUCCCGUAGAAACAGUGUGCGAAUCCGACGUGGUGGAUGAACCCAGCAAUGCCCGAUUCGGCCCCGACGAUGCUCGCAUGUAUAGUCUGUACACGGGACCGGAAGACUAUAAGGACGCGCCUAUAUCUGUGCAGCUGGUUGGAUACCGAUAUUGCGAUGAAGCAUUGGCCAACACCGCUGCCCGGGUCGACUCGAUCAUCAAUCGCACAGCACGGUCAGGGUGA
Fonsecaea nubica is the source of this 1638-nucleotide messenger RNA. RefSeq lists its product as hypothetical. The transcript has 4 exons. Bases 1 to 1638 code for a protein of 545 amino acids. NCBI's taxonomy places the organism in Eukaryota, Fungi, Ascomycota, Eurotiomycetes, Chaetothyriales, Herpotrichiellaceae. The record is from RefSeq and is a predicted model, not a curated record.